This is a messenger RNA of Haliotis rufescens (red abalone), 4458 nucleotides long. RefSeq names its product protein grainyhead-like. Gene Ontology annotation, molecular function: RNA polymerase II cis-regulatory region sequence-specific DNA binding; DNA-binding transcription activator activity, RNA polymerase II-specific. Gene Ontology annotation, biological process: regulation of transcription by RNA polymerase II. The record is from RefSeq and is a predicted model, not a curated record. The coding region runs from base 1046 to 3778 and encodes 910 amino acids. The transcript has 18 exons. NCBI's taxonomy places the organism in Eukaryota, Metazoa, Mollusca, Gastropoda, Lepetellida, Haliotidae. Gene Ontology annotation, cellular component: nucleus.
AUAUCGCUACUGUCGCGAGCGUGGUUGUGUUAGUCGUCGUAUGUGUUGUCUGGGGCAUUGGUGUUAAGAUGUAGGCAGCGAAGUGUGAACAAUAUAGUUUACAACCACCUGAUUCCGACAGAGAACAUACACUAACCUCGGUAGCUAUUAUCAUAAAUUCCCCCUGUUUCUUAAACAGGCAUGUUAGCUUUUUUUCAACACGCCGUUCUCAAGAAACGGGAUCCUGAGCUGGAAUAAGAUCAGAAGGAUUUAAUUAAUGUUUUGGUAUGUUGGUAUGACUAUUUAACAGGAUUUAAGUAGUCAUAGGACUUUUAUAAUUGGUUGUGUGAAUGGGUGAAUAUAAUUGGUUCCAAGUUCCUAAUUUGACAAGUAGUUAAAUCGUUUUGGGUCCAAAGAGUGUUUAUAGAGGCGCUAUUGAAUUGCAAUUAACAUGAAUGCGUUUAACUGUACAUAUUAAUUUGCCAAGCUGAGUGUAAUUCGGUGUUAAAACAACACGUCGCGACAGUCCAACCGCAGGACUCAACCCCACAGACGGACUCAAUGGCAUGUUGUUAUAAGGACUAGGGCUUGGGAUCUUAAAAAGCCGGACAAUCACUCCCCUCGGUUCAAACCAAUCUACCCCUAAAGAAGAAACCAUCAAAUUGGUGAAGACGACACGAGAGAGAGAAUAAUAUGUAUCCAUGGUAACCAUAGUUAUGCAAAGAAAAGGUAGCACCGCGAGGGACACAGCAAUAAAGGCGAACCAUCCAUGCGUAGCUGACCACUGACGAACGGAGACAUUUCCCCAGUCAGUUAAGAUCACCACUACCCGUGAGAUGUCCACGCAGUGGUGAAGACCUUCUGACCAUGUGGUCAACGCCAUAAUCGCUGGACAGUGUGUUAAGUGCUUGGACCCCGGGGCUAGUGGACCGUGUAGGGUGUGAGCUUCUGUGUUCGUGCAGUCCGCUCUAUUGAUGUUGGGAGGGCGUGUUGGGUUACGUCAGUGCUACCCCCACACACGGCUGAGAUCGCCGGGUAUACGAAAUUGUGAUAGUUAGGAACGACCAUGGUAAACAUGCGGAGCUGGGGCCCCGAGGAAGAUCUUUCUCUUGAUGGAUUUGAAUUAUCCGAUGGCGAAAUAUCAGCAAUAAUGGAAAAUUUCAAAGACGAAAGACCAAUCACUGAUUUAAAAUCCGCCGCCAAAGACGUCCCCCCUGAUGACCCUGCGGCGUUCUUUGGUCACCCCCUCACGGCGGCAUCAACGGCCAUCAACGGGGAAGACUCCCACGCCAACGGUGCCGCCCUGUACCAUGAAUACAUGAACCUUGGCCCGAUAGUGCCAGUGAAAGGGGAGGGAGAACAACUGUUCGAUAUGAGACCCGACAACAAGCGCGACGAGGAGGGUCUAAACGCCAGUUCGGAGAUCAUACUCCCCAACGAAUUCGACAAAUACCUUGACAGUUGUGAGGCUGGGAGUGAGGCCGAUUUUCAGAAGACAAAAGACGGGAUACUCAUUAAAGUUGAGGCAGCAAAGCCAAGCACGUGCAAAGAGCAGACGGCACUUCGUCUGGACGUCGAGGCUGACCAAGAGGAGAUAGUGGACUCUACUACGUCACCAUGUGGUGACCAGACGUCGCCACUGCAAAAUGGCGACGAUUCAGUAAUGAUUAAUGACUGUGCGGUAAAGCUAGAGGCAACGUUUGACAGUAAUUCGUUUGAGGCUAAGGAUCUUACGUUGGGCAAUGAGCACCGGUCUUUACUUGACAAAGAGCCUGCUCUUCCCAACUGUCCGCCAUCAGGACAUCAUGAUGAAUCUCCCCCCUUGCACCCUACCCAACACCAGUCAGAGAGGAAAACUAAUGAUGUAUCAAAAAAGGUUUGCCGUGCACUCAAUGAGAAACUAAAGCGCAAACAACUCAAUCCACCUAGUGCCUCAUCAGCAGCAAGUCGCACACUAGCCGAGCCAACAUCAACUGUCCAGACCUACAUCGACGACAGCCCAAGAACAUCAUCUCCAACAGCGACGACCAUGAACAAAGUAACAACGUUUGCCAACAUCAAGCAAGAAGGCUUCUUGGACCAACUUCAUGAACUUCCUCCUCCUUAUGAAGCUUCAACAGUUCCGGUGAUUCCAAUGAACGCUAUGACGACAUGUGGACCUUCAUCUUUGUCUCAGACAGGGCCUAUCAAUACAAACAUUGUCCAGUCUUCGGGACAGUAUUUCCAAGUGCUUCAGCCCAUGCAAACUGUCGAGCCUCUUCCUUCCAUAAACAAUGUGUAUAAUUACCCAACAUCAAACUAUGCGUACCCAACGUCACCGUCCAAUGGUCUGACGCUGGAGACUGAGAAACAGAACUCUCCAAUGUUGGAACGGUAUGUUCAGCAACAAUUUGCCUACAACAACCAGUACCAGCAAUACAUGACCAAUGGCAGCGAAAACUAUGGCAUGAAGUCACCUGACAGCGGCUACCAAGAACCUUGUCUGUCACCCUCAAAUGGAACUCUUUGCGUGAAAGAUGCGAAUGGGAAUUUUGAUGCGGUCGCCGCUAAAGAAAAGACGGCGGCUAAGAAAAGGAAAUCAGUACCCAUGUUCGUAAGGCAAUAUUCGAACCCUGACAAAGCCUGCAGUUCAACCUACAUUCCUAAAGUAGAAAAAGAAGUUGUUGGAUACAAAUACUUCAUGGAGACCCCGACCUCCACCACACAACGUAUUGAGGAGGAUCGAGUAACGUACUUAAACAAAGGUCAAUAUUAUGGCCUGACGUUUGAGUUCAACCCCACCUUUACGCUACCAAAGAGUUCUACAGUUAAGUCUGUCAUCAUGCUGGUUUUCCGAGAGGAGAAGGGCAUGGAGGAGGAGAAGCGAGCCUGGGAAUUCUGGCAUGGACGUCAACAUAGUUACAAACAGAGAAUACUAGAUAUUGAUACAAAGAACAGUCAUGGCAUUUCUGCCAACUCCAUUGAAGAGAUUUCCUGUAAUGCUGUCUGUGUUCGAUGGAAUCCAAGAGAGACUGCAGUCAAGGUUGCUAUAGCAGUCCAUUGCCUCAGUACAGAUUUCAGUAAUCAAAAAGGUGUUAAGGGCAUCCCUCUUCACAUUCAAAUCGACACAUACGAGAACAACAAAGAUGCCCAUCCCAUCCAUAGAGGCUACUGUCAGAUUAAGGUGUUUUGUGAUAAGGGUGCUGAAAGAAAAACAAGAGAUGAAGAGAGGCGGAAAAACUCACGUGGAAAAAUGGAACCUGGCGCGCGGAAGGUCAAAGAGGAAGUGUACCAUCCGGCCUGUGACCGAUCAGAGUUCUACUCCAUGGUUGACCUUGAAAGUACUCCGUCGAUCUUUAACCCCUCAAAUGGCAUCGACACCGAAGAUUUUUUUCAAAAGGGGAGUUCCAUCAUUUCAACUUCACACGACGAAGAUUGUUCUAGUCUGAGUGGAGGUGAUGACUUGUCUCGCAGUGAUGAGUUCUACCCACCCGCAAAGCGCCAAAGACGAAGUUCCUGUAGUCACUGCAUGGAGAUGCCAAAGAUUUUGCUGUACGUUCGUGAACAGCAAGAGAACGUCUUCACGGCACUGCUACUACGACAACCCACUCUGCACGGCCUACUGAAAGCGAUCGAGGAGAAAUACCACGUACCCACAAAACAAGUCAAGAACUUCUACAAGAAGUCAAAAGGAAUCUAUGUGAAAAUGGACGACGACAUCGUCCGACAUUAUUCACACGAAUCAACAUUCAUCAUAGACAUAAAUAAUGUGAGCGAGGAGCAGAAGGAGAUCAUUCUGGUCGAGAUUGACCCACAGUGACCACGUGCGCAAAUGACCACCACAUACCAAAGUGAAAUCUGUGAAAUGGACACGAAUGAUUUAGAGUUAUCUCCCCUGAAUCAAGAUGGCGGAAGUGUGUGGAGGCCAGUACGGGACACGUAAUGUCUCAGACUUUUAAGCGAAUUUCGGCGGCAGCAGCAAUAUUAAGAAAGCUAGUCAUGACAGUAUGGACGUGGACAGAGGCGCCAGUCAGAGAAUGACAUAUAUAAGUAUAUAUAGCAUAUCAUCACAAGCGCCUCCAUUUCAUUUCUAUCUCCGGCCAUAUUGAAAUGUGUAUCUAUAUAGAUUUUCUCGAUGUUGUCAUUGUAUUGUGAAAGGUACGUUUCCUUAGCAAGGAGGACAAGAUCCAAAUAUUUACUACCCAAAUUCACAAUGUGCUAUUAUAUUCUUGAAAGAGGUUGUGAUCUGCAUUAACUGCUGACGGACUUACGGCAAUGGUCUGGAUUCUGAUAUCUUUUUAGACUUAUUUUAUUAUUAUUAUGUUAUGUGACAUCUGUUAACCUUCCAUUUUUGAGAAUUUUAUAUAUUUAAAAUAUACAUCACACCACCGAUUGAACAUGCAUUAUCAUAGUUGUACAUAACUUAUUGUAAAUAGAGAUGUAGAAAAAAUAUGUACAUUAUCACAUUGAUAUAUUUGCUAUCACUAAAAGUGCCAUCAU